AUGUUUGUCAGAGUGAAAGGAUGCCGACCGAUGACCUUCCAGCAUUUGACGGCCCGUAUGUUUGAAAGCGCAAAAACAAACGCUGGAAUGGUCGAUCAAACCAUUUUUAAAACGGCGCAAAGAUACGGGUUCAAUUCUCUUUACUUCGACGAGAUGAGCUUGGAAAUUGUCAAUGAUUACGUUCAAUACGUGCGACCCCUGCUGAAACCACAAUGUGAAUAUUUGCUUUUAAAUCGAAGCGGUAGUCAAUUUCAGAAGCUCACUGAGUUACUUAGCGUUCUCGUGUUUGAAGCGAUAGGCAAGUACAUUCACCCAACGAGGUACAGGCAGAUUAUCGAAACGGAGAGCGUAAACAAUUUAGAUUUGGAAGAACAACAAUUGGUAUCCGAGGACCAAAAACAUAGCUCAAACGUGGCGAGAGUUGACUAUCAGAAGCUGCGGUCUCGGGAAGUAGCGUUAAAGGGACGAUCAUGCAUGGAAGAACUGCGCGGGGACCAUGGCAGAGCAAUGGACAUUUCGGCGUACAGCAAUUGA
Messenger RNA from Paramuricea clavata, 534 nucleotides. NCBI's taxonomy places the organism in Eukaryota, Metazoa, Cnidaria, Anthozoa, Malacalcyonacea, Plexauridae. The record is from the annotation of a GenBank genome assembly.